AUGAAGAAUGUCAACCAACUCGUCGUCGACCGUGCACCAGCGACGAGCAGACUUUAUAGAAACAGCAAACACAUGGGAUCAUCGAAGAGGAAGAGCGCAAAGCCUCCUCCGCAAUUGCGCUCGCGGACGACGAGGAGCAGAGGCAAGGCACUCACCGACCCCGCAGAGAACAGCCAGCUGCUCACUGAGCAGUUGCGUGCCAUGGGGCUGUACGCUGCGCCCACUCUGGGCGACGGAAACUGCCUCUUUCGCGCACUUUGCGAUCAGCUGUACGGCACACCAUCCUACCAUCUGAGACUGCGCCAGGACAUCUGUAAUUGGAUAGAGUCUCACAGCCAGCGAUAUGAGCCGUUCGUCGACGAUGAACGUGGCCUCAGUGUUCAUUUGCAGUGCAUGCGGCAGCCAGCUACAUACGGCGGGCACCUGGAGUUAUCGGCUUUUGCGCACAUGACCCGCCGCGACGUCAAGGUAAUCCAACCCGGGCUCGUAUAUGUUAUCGAAUGGGCUGCAGGAGGCGAUCCCGCCUCAGACCCGCCAGCCACAGGAGAUGGACACCCAAGCUCAUCUUCAUCCACUGCCGCUCCCGCAGCGGACGACUCUGCGCUGAAUGAUCGUGAGAAACGGCGCCUCGCACGAGAGCGCAAGCGCGCAGAACGGGAGCGGGACCAGGCCCCACAAUCUCCUCAAAUGUCGGAACAAAACGAUCCGCCGGGCCCUGUAUAUGUUGCAUACCAUGACUGGGAACACUUUUCGUCUAUCCGCAACCUGCGAGGCCCGCACACUGGUUUUCCCAACGUUAUCGAGGCUGUCGCAUCGGAUAGAGGCUCGUCAUCGCCUGUGACAGCAGUUAAGAAAAAGCCGGUCUCCAAAGCGAGAAUAAAACCCGAAUCUAAGAGGCUCGCUGCAAAGACAAGAGCUUCGGCCAUCGUGGAGGUCGUGGCCAGCGCACCGAGAACGCCAUCACAAGUCCCGCUUCCCGUGUCCCGCUCUCCGUCCCCUGUACCUAUUACGUCUAGAGCGUCUCCGCUCCCGCCUCAGACACUAGUAUCUGGUUCUGCCUCGCUCGAUCUCAGUCGAUCAUAUCGUUCACCGAAGAGGACGUUCGAUGAGUCGUCGGCGUCGUCGCUAGCGCACUCUGAGGAUUCACAGGGCGCAGCGAAACGCGCAAAGGGCUCGUCCCGCGCGCUGCAGGAUACAGCCCACGAGGAAGUUCUACCGGUCGUACCGCCUAGCGCGUUACAAGCGGCAGACAUGCAAGUCGACGAAGAGGACAUUGACACUCCUGAUCUGUCUGUUUCUGGGUCGUCGACUGAGUCGACAAGCUCGCUUUCUUCCGUCCCCUCGCCAAUCAUAUCUCCUGCUCCGUCUCCAGCGCCGAUACCAGUCUCUACUUCGCCGCCGGCAUCUGUUGAGCGACGAUUGACCCGCCGCCAGCGUAAGGCGCUUGGCUUACCGAGACCUCGGGCUGCACUGGUUGCUAGCGCGGCAGCGAAGACAAGGAAUAGCGCGGGAAAGAUCGUCAUUCCCGGCGGUCGUUGUAAGAAGCCGGCUGGUGAGCCUACCACUGAACCCUACGGCGAAGAUGGGGAUGACGAGGCGGCCAGUGCCGAGUGGCGCCGCAACGGAACUGGGCGCGUGGACGUACGUGGAUUUAGAGAGCUGAAGAUCUAG
Molecule: messenger RNA, 1671 nt
Organism: Fibroporia radiculosa
Lineage: Eukaryota; Fungi; Basidiomycota; Agaricomycetes; Polyporales; Fibroporiaceae
Exons: 5
Coding region: 1-1671 (556 amino acids)
Biological process (GO): protein deubiquitination
Molecular function (GO): cysteine-type deubiquitinase activity
Source: RefSeq, a predicted model, not a curated record